GUCGUAAGCCCGGCCUGCACUGCGGCGUUUCCCGCGCGGGCUACCCCAGUUCCCGGGCGUACGGCGCGGCCUUUUGUACCGCCGCCGGCGCCGUCGCCGUCAUGGGUUUCCUGAAACUGAUUGAGAUCGAGAACUUUAAGUCGUACAAGGGUCGGCAGAUUAUCGGACCGUUUCAGAGGUUCACCGCCAUCAUUGGACCCAAUGGCUCUGGUAAGUCAAAUCUCAUGGAUGCGAUCAGCUUUGUGUUGGGUGAGAAAACCAGCAACCUGCGAGUAAAGACGCUGAGGGACCUGAUCCACGGAGCUCCUGUGGGCAAGCCAGCUGCCAACCGGGCCUUUGUCAGCAUGGUCUACUCUGAGGAGGGUGCUGAGGAUCGCACCUUUGCCCGUGUCAUUGUUGGGGGUUCCUCUGAGUACAAGAUCAACAACAAAGUGGUCCAGCUACACGAAUACAGUGAGGAAUUAGAGAAGUUGGGCAUUCUCAUCAAAGCUCGUAACUUCCUUGUCUUCCAGGGUGCUGUGGAAUCUAUUGCCAUGAAGAACCCCAAAGAGAGGACAGCUCUAUUUGAAGAGAUCAGUCGCUCUGGGGAGCUGGCUCAGGAAUAUGAUAAGCGAAAGAAGGAAAUGGUGAAGGCCGAAGAGGACACACAGUUUAAUUACCAUCGCAAAAAAAACAUUGCGGCUGAACGCAAGGAGGCCAAACAGGAGAAAGAAGAGGCUGACCGCUACCAGCGCCUGAAGGAUGAGGUGGUGCGAGCUCAGGUGCAGCUGCAGCUCUUUAAGCUCUAUCACAACGAAGUGGAAAUUGAGAAGCUUAAUAAGGAACUGGCCUCUAAGAACAAGGAGAUCGAGAAGGACAAGAAGCGAAUGGACAAGGUAGAGGAUGAGCUGAAGGAGAAGAAGAAGGAGCUGGGCAAAAUGAUGCGGGAGCAGCAACAGAUUGAGAAGGAGAUCAAGGAGAAGGACUCAGAGCUGAACCAGAAGCGGCCUCAGUACAUCAAAGCUAAGGAGAAUACCUCCCACAAAAUCAAGAAGCUGGAAGCAGCCAAGAAGUCCCUGCAGAAUGCUCAGAAGCAUUAUAAGAAGCGUAAAGGUGACAUGGAUGAGCUGGAAAAGGAGAUGCUGUCAGUAGAGAAAGCCCGGCAGGAGUUUGAGGAACGGAUGGAAGAGGAGAGUCAGAGUCAGGGCAGAGACUUGACCUUGGAGGAGAAUCAGGUGAAGAAAUACCACCGAUUAAAAGAAGAAGCCAGCAAGAGAGCUGCUACCUUGGCCCAGGAGCUGGAGAAGUUCAAUAGAGAUCAGAAGGCUGACCAGGACCGGCUGGAUCUGGAAGAGCGGAAGAAAGUAGAGACAGAGGCAAAGAUUAAGCAAAAGCUCAGGGAGAUUGAAGAGAAUCAGAAACGGAUUGAGAAACUAGAGGAAUACAUCACCACUAGCAAGCAGUCCCUAGAGGAGCAGAAGAAGUUAGAGGGGGAGCUGACAGAGGAGGUGGAGAUGGCCAAGCGGCGUAUUGAUGAGAUCAAUAAAGAGCUGAACCAGGUGAUGGAACAGCUGGGGGAUGCUCGUAUUGACCGACAGGAGAGCAGCCGCCAACAGCGAAAGGCAGAGAUUAUGGAAAGCAUCAAGCGCCUGUACCCUGGCUCUGUGUAUGGCCGCCUCAUUGACCUCUGUCAACCCACACAAAAGAAAUAUCAGAUUGCUGUAACCAAAGUUUUGGGCAAGAACAUGGAUGCCAUUAUCGUGGACUCUGAGAAGACAGGCCGGGACUGUAUUCAGUACAUCAAGGAACAACGUGGGGAGCCUGAGACCUUCUUGCCUCUUGAUUACCUGGAGGUGAAACCUACAGAUGAGAAGCUCCGGGAACUGAAGGGAGCCAAGCUGGUGAUUGAUGUGAUUCGUUAUGAGCCACCCCACAUCAAAAAGGCCUUGCAGUAUGCUUGUGGCAAUGCCCUCGUCUGUGACAAUGUGGAGGAUGCUCGCCGCAUUGCCUUUGGAGGCCACCAGCGUCACAAGACAGUGGCACUGGAUGGGACCCUGUUCCAGAAGUCAGGAGUGAUCUCUGGUGGGGCCAGUGACUUGAAGGCCAAGGCUCGGCGCUGGGAUGAGAAAGCAGUGGAUAAAUUAAAAGAGAAGAAGGAGCGGUUGACAGAAGAGCUGAAAGAGCAGAUGAAGGCAAAGCGGAAAGAGGCAGAGCUACGUCAGGUGCAGUCUCAGGCCCACGGACUGCAGAUGCGACUCAAGUACUCGCAGAGUGACCUGGAACAAACCAAGACACGACAUCUAGCCCUGAAUCUACAGGAGAAGUCUAAACUGGAGAGUGAGCUAGCCAACUUUGGGCCUCGCAUUAAUGAUAUCAAGAGGAUUAUCCAGAGUCGUGAGAGGGAAAUGAAAGACUUGAAGGAGAAGAUGAACCAGGUAGAGGAUGAGGUGUUUGAAGAGUUUUGUCGGGAGAUUGGUGUGCGCAACAUCCGGGAGUUCGAGGAAGAGAAGGUGAAGCGGCAGAAUGAAAUUGCCAAGAAGCGUUUGGAGUUUGAGAAUCAGAAGACUCGCUUGGGCAUCCAGUUGGAUUUUGAAAAGAACCAACUGAAAGAGGACCAGGAUAAAGUACACAUGUGGGAGCAGACAGUGAAAAAGGAUGAAAAUGAGAUAGAAAAGCUCAAGAAGGAGGAACAAAGACACAUGAAGAUCAUAGAUGAGACCAUGGCCCAGCUACAAGACCUGAAGAAUCAGCACCUGGCCAAGAAGUCGGAGGUGAAUGACAAGAAUCAUGAGAUGGAGGAGAUUCGUAAGAAACUGGGGGGCGCCAACAAGGAAAUGACCCAUUUACAGAAGGAGGUAACAGCCAUUGAGACCAAGCUGGAGCAGAAACGCAGUGACCGCCACAACCUGCUGCAGGCUUGCAAGAUGCAGGAUAUCAAGUUGCCACUGUCUAAGGGCACCAUGGAUGACAUUAGUCAGGAGGAGGGUAGCUCCCAGGGAGAGGAUUCUGUGAGUGGUUCCCAGCGAACUUCCAGCAUCUAUGCACGAGAGGCCCUGAUUGAGAUUGACUACGGUGACCUGUGUGAAGAUCUGAAGGAUGCCCAGGCUGAGGAGGAGAUCAAACAGGAGAUGAAUACACUGCAGCAGAAGCUGAAUGAGCAGCAAAGUGUACUCCAGCGUAUUGCUGCCCCCAACAUGAAAGCCAUGGAGAAGCUGGAAAGUGUCCGAGACAAGUUCCAGGAGACCUCAGAUGAGUUUGAGGCAGCCCGAAAGCGAGCCAAGAAAGCCAAGCAGGCAUUCGAACAGAUCAAGAAGGAGCGCUUUGACCGCUUCAAUGCUUGUUUUGAAUCUGUGGCCACCAACAUCGAUGAGAUCUAUAAGGCCCUAUCCCGCAACAGCAGUGCCCAGGCAUUCCUGGGCCCCGAGAACCCCGAGGAGCCCUACCUGGAUGGCAUCAACUAUAACUGUGUGGCUCCUGGCAAACGCUUCCGGCCUAUGGACAACUUGUCAGGGGGGGAGAAAACGGUGGCGGCUCUGGCUUUGCUCUUUGCCAUCCACAGCUACAAGCCAGCCCCCUUCUUCGUCCUGGAUGAGAUCGAUGCUGCCCUGGAUAACACCAACAUUGGCAAGGUGGCAAAUUACAUCAAGGAGCAGUCGACUUGCAACUUCCAGGCCAUCGUCAUCUCUCUCAAGGAGGAGUUCUACACCAAGGCUGAGAGCCUCAUUGGAGUCUACCCCGAGCAAGGGGACUGUGUGAUCAGCAAAGUCCUGACCUUCGACCUCACCAAGUACCCAGAUGCCAACCCCAACCCCAAUGAGCAGUAGCAAUAGUUCUGCCCUCCUGCCCUGUCUGGAUCCCUAAGCUUCCCCUCUCCCAAUCUCUGGAUAUUUGGCUCCCAACCUCCCCUUACCUCCUGUCCCUGUUUGGUAUAGUCAUGGGAUUUAGGCAUUGCUGUCAAGCACGAAGAGGAACAGAGGUGAUAUUAGGUCUGGAGCAAAAAUUCCUGAGCUUCAGGGAGCAUCCUGGCCUUUGGAAGGAGGUGCUGAGCUGAACUGAGCUGAACAGGGCCAUCUGUCCAUCCCCUAUCUUCCCCUCUCCCAGACCUCCCCCCUCCUCCCUCCUCCCAUCACCCAUAAUCAUGGGUUGGGCCCCUUGCAUCUUGCUUGUGUGUGGGUAUGUAUGUGUGUAUAUAUGUGUCCGCAUGUGUGCAUAUGGGCGUGCUUGCAAAAUAAUAAAAGAUAUUGGAGAUCCAUUUUAGAAGGAGCCUAGGCUGAAUUUGAUUCCAAGAGAGCUUAGUAUGACAGCACCCCAGAGCUGGGCAAAGGUAUUCAGGACCUCAUAGGAAUCAGUCACAUGAAAUUGCCCUCAUUCACUCAUUUGUGUUUUUGUUCAUUUGUGUAUUCAUCAGACAUAUAUUUGUCAGGCUCUAUUCUAGAAAUACAGAGCUAAAUCAGAUAUGGUCUCUACCCUCCUACCAAGGAGAUGCAGUGGGUUCAUGGUUUCUCGUGGUCAGCUGAAUCAUAUUUAUAGGUACUUAGAGUUUGAGAAGAGGAUGAUCACCUCCAGGCUUCCUGGAGAAGGUCACAUUUGAGCUGAACCUUGACAAUUGGUAGGAUUUGGUUGGGCACUAGGAGUGGAACCUGGGCUCUGGGGACAGACAUUUGUGGGUUCUAGUCCUUUUUUUAAAAAUCACUAGUUUGAUGUUGGGCAAGUCAUUUGACCUUUCUGUGCCUCAGUUUCCUCAUCUGUAAAAUGGGGCUAACAAUAUUACCUACCUCAUAGGAUUUAAUGAUGUCAAGCUCCUCACUGGGGGCCUUAUCCCUGCUUGGAGCCCACUAGGUGCCAACCCCUCAGAAUAAAAGCCUUCUCAUACCUGGACCCCUGAGGGGUCUGAUCCCAGUUGUUGGGGAUGGAAAGACUCUCCAGAUCUGGGAGAUGCUAAAUGCCUUGGUUACUGAGAAAGUUCCAGGGCACUGAUGGGGUUUACCCGGUAAGUGAAGGGCUUAAGGAAGCCUAUAGCUUCAAUCAUGUAUGGUAACCAGGUGCCUGGGCCCCAACCCGGGUCAUGAGGAAGUCGGGGAGAGGUAGCCUGGGCCACAUCCCGGCCGAAUAUGUGUGAAGUUCCUUCUGGGAACUAACCUGUGUCAGCUGCAGGGACCGUGCAGAGGCAGCAGAGCCUGCUGCCAUGAGGUCAGCCUAUGCUCGUUCUCAUACACUGUCAGACCAUCACCUUGUCCUGAUUGUAUACCACAUUCUUGUUUCUUCAAAGUUAAAUUUGUUCUGAUUACUCAAGUGACUCAUGAAUCCAUUCUCUAAGAUGUCAGAUUUAUAAGUAGAGCUAGCCUUGUUUGACUACCAUUGCCCGUCCCCUUCUAAACUGCUGUUAUGUUUGUUGUACAUCCAUCUAGACAGUUUUAAGACUUUGACAUAUAUGAGCUCAUUGAAAAUAUUGUGUAUUUAAUACAAAUGGUAUAUUGAGUCGUUCUGCAAUUUGCUUUCCUUGUUUAACAGUUUUUGAGAUCUAUGCAUGUUUUUGCUAAAUGUAGAUUCAAUUCAUCCUUUGUAAUUGCCAUAUGGAGUGCCAUCAUAUGACUAUCACAUCGUAUCCAUUUCUUUUGUGAUAGCUAGUUAAGACUGUUUUCUCUUUUUGCUAUUACAGAAUACAACACAGGAACAUUUGUGUGUGUGUGUGUGUGUGCGUGCGUGUGUAUAUGAGUUUAUCUAGGGUUGCUUCCUAGAAGUUGAAUUGCAGAGUCAUAGACUAUUUAUAUUUUUGUUUUAAAUAGAGGCUUCCAAAUUGCCCUCCUGUACUAUUUACUCAGUCUUUUUCUUGAGGUUGUCUUAGGUGUAACAUUGUUAUCUACUUGAGUUUCAUCCUAAGUAGUGAUAUCCAUGAAACCAUGGAUUUGAUAUGCUAAUUAUGUAUUUUUCUAAUACAUAUUGAAAGGCAUAACUCAAAAUAAAUUUGUCUUUGUUCAACCAAAGAAGUCACAUACCACCAGUGGUACAUGUGCUGUAGUUUGGGAAAUGCUGGCAUAUCUGAAAGCACAAUUUGGGAGUCGCCCUGGUUCAAAUCCUAGCUGUAGAAACUUGAGCUCAUUACUUCACCUCCCUGGAUCUCAGUUUCCUCACAUAGAAAAGGACUUAAUCUGUGCCCUAUUUGCAGCCAUGUAGGGAAGAUGAAGUGUGCUGGAAGGAGUUUGGCUGAUACCUAGAUCAUCCCAGGCCUUUCAGGGUAGCAAUUGCUAUUUGCCCCACUUUACAGAUGAGGAAACUGAGGCCCAGGAAGUUUAAGUGACCCAGCUACCAGGUAACAGUAAGAAUUUGAACCCAGGCCCCCCCCAAUUCAGUCUUGUGCUUUCUCCACUACAAGGGUGGUUUUCAACCUUGGCUGUGCACCAGAAUCACUUGUGAAGAUUUUUCUUUUUUCUUUUUUAAAAAUCAAAGCAAUAUAUACACCAGGUAGGAAGUAAAAUAGUACAGAAGGGCUUACAAUGCAAAGCAGCUGUUCCCUGCUGCACCCCCACAUCCAAAGGAUGUGGAGCUCCUUGCUCUGGUCCCACCCCUGGAAAUCUAAUUCAGUAGGUGUGGAUAAUAAUCUGGAUACCUAAUUCUUACCUCACAUGGUAGAAAGGAUUAGAUGAGAUGCCUUGGACUAAAGCCUGGCCCACAGGGGCACAAGUGCUGCAGAGCACUUAGGUCCUAAGGAUCAGAGAGGUGAAAGGCUUUGUCCUAGAACCCAGUGGGUCAUUGGUAGAAUCUAGGCUUCAACUAGGAGGGAUCUCUGCUUGCCCAGUGCUUUCCCACUGUGCCGCCUGCUUUCUAUCAUCACAAAGGAGCAUGUGCUCAGUGAAGGCUGUGCUCAGGUGAGAGCUUAUGGCACAGUGUGUUUCCAGGAGUAAGCUAGAUCCAAAUAGAAUCCCUAGGACUUGUUGGAGGAUGCUAGGUUGACUCCCUUAUACCCUGGACCCAGUAGCCUUGGUCUGGGGAGUUGAAGGGUGCUCCAUGACCGUGUUUACCUUUAACUGGGCACUUCACUCUGGGAAUCACUGUGUUGCCCACCAGGGACAUAAACAUGAGUCAAAUCUUUACCCCACCUUUGAGGAGCUCACUAGUUAGGGGAGGCAAUUCCUAGAACAGCCGUUAAGCAUGCAGUCUGAUAGCCCUCUGAUAGGAGUGUGGAAAAGGAAGGGCCUGUAGCUUAUACAGAGGUUCAGGGAAGGCAUCCUCUAGUCUAGGAGGUGACACCUGAGCUGAGUCUUGAGAGCCUGGUAGGAAUUACCUAGUUGAAGUGGAAGGAAUUUUCAGGGAGUGGGGACAGUAUGCACAAAAACUUGAAGACAAGAAACAGCAAAAACAGUUGAGAAGUACUGAAACAAGAUUUAACAGAGUUCAGAUUUCUUUCAUGAGACAGUGUGGUUCCCAAACUGGCUAUGCACCAGAACCACGUGGAGCACUCUGGGCUCCAUCCUCAAAAAGUUUGAUUUCUGUAACUGGGGUGAUGCCUCAGGAUCUUGAGUGCUUAGAAAAAUGAGCACAUGACUGUAGGGUAUAGCCAGCUUUGGGAACUGUAGCCAGAAGGCAGUGUGGGAGCCAUGGAAUGGUUUUAAGCAGGAUUGGGUUAAAUGUGCAUACUAUAUGCUCCCACACCUGUAGUUUCCCCGUUGGCUCAAUUUCUCACUGUGUGUUUGCUUGUUUUGUCUCUGAGUAAACAGAAAGCACCACAGGGAUGGGCCUGGGGUUAUCUUGCUACUGGCAUAUCCCCAGCAAAAAGCACAGUGCCUGAUCCAAAACAGGCACCCAAUAAAUAGUUUUUGAGUGAAUGAAAAUGUGAAUGAAUGCAUUUGUGAUGGAGAAUGGAGACAGGGAGAUCAGCUAGAAAGCUGUUGAAAAGCCCAGGAGCCCUACUCAAGGGCAAGGACAGUGGGAAUGGAUUAGAGGCAAUAAAAGUGUGAGCCAGACUUGAUGACUGAGGAUUACUGGAUGUGGAGGGUGACUGAGAGUAUAGAAUGAGUGCCCAUCAGUAGCCUAGAUUCCUACCCUAUUCCAGUCAUUCUCUUUCCUCAUCCAUCUAAGUCAGAAUCUCCUUCCAGCCUCAGCCACUGGAAUUCUUCCCUCAAGUUAGUUAAAAGUUUCUGUGUGUUGUGUGGUCCCCUCCCUCCCCCUCUCCCCCAAGCCAUUGAUUCAUUCAUCCAGUUCAAUAAAUCUUGGCUAAGCACCUCCUGUAUGCAGUGAGGCUCUUCCAAGCCAGGACUCUGACUCCCUCUUUCCUACCUCAAGAGAUGUUUUUGAGGGCUUCCCCAGGUAAGACUCCCAUUCCUUAGACAGUAACCUAAAGUGAGAUGCCCAGAUGUCAGACCUGUAAGGGAACUUACAGACUUUGUCCAACCCCCUCCUGAGGCCCUGGGAGGGGAAGGAACUUGCCCAAGGUCCCAUUACUAGAAAGUUUCAGAGCCAGAAGUGGAACCUAAGUUCCCUUUCCACAUCACCACUAGAGCCUUGAUCUCUUCCUUCACAGAUAGGACAGGCAGAGGUGGCCAGGGAGAAGGUGGGACUUAGGUUGGCCUUGAAGGUUGGUGUACUGAACAGGCCAAACAAGAAGCUUGCCAAUUACACUGCCCCCUUCUGGAAACCGUCAGCAAACCUGCCAUGCCCACAUCCCUUCUAAGGGGUUUCUUAAGCAUGAGUUGCCAUGCUCUGUACCAUGUGACCUCACAGUCCUGGCCACAAAUGGUUUGGGAUAGUAUCUGACUCAAGGACAGCCAAUCUCUAGGCCAUAGCCUAUUAGGUGGACGGGUGUAAGAACUCCACCUCAUAGGGAUGGCCUGUAUCAAAUGGCCUCCAGGGAGGCUAAAUGUGAGGCAUUCAGAAGUGAACUAUUAAUUAGCAUUUAGCAAGACAGAAGUGGUGAUGGAUGAGGGGUGCUAGAAGCUGAACAGAAAAAGCAUGGAGAAAGCUGCAGGGACCAUGAAACAUUUAUAUCAUGAGAACAUGGGGCCACAAGGUAGCAGAAGCCAUGAAGCAGCAAGACAACAUUGGGCCAAAAGGACACAGAAGCCAUGAAGCAAUAGGAGCCACAAUGUAGCAGGAGCCAUGAGGAACAGAAACCAUGAGACAAAACCCUGAAUGUGAGAUCCAUGAAGCAGCAGAAGGCUUGAAUGACAAGAUCCAGGAGGCAGCAGAAGCAAUGAGACUCUCAGAGCCACAAGGUAGCAAGGCAACAGGAAUCGAAGAGGCUGCAGGAAUGACCAGGCAAACAGAAGCUUCAACACAAGAGAAGCCCUGGAUGAACUGGAACCGAAGCCCUGGAAGCCAAGAAGCUGCAGGAGCCAGGAGGCCAAGAAACAAUGAGGCCCCCGAAGGCCAAGCACUAGCAAGGAGGGUAACAGGAAAAAAAGAAAAGAAAGAAAGGUAGUCUAAGUAGCAGUAGGAAGAGUACAAAUACAGCCAGAAAGAAGUUGAGUCACCAUUUUGGGAAGCACUAGAGAAGGGAGCAACAGAUGCCUGCAGCUGAGGGGGUGACAAGCCAGGCUCUAGAGCUGCUUUGGAUCGUGAACCAUUUUCGAGUUUCUGUUCCUCCAUGAGGCUGCCUGUGUAGCUGUUUUUGUCUUCCUUAUUUCCCUAUGAAUGCUUCAAUAAAUCUCCAUCACUAA
Mustela lutreola (European mink) is the source of this 9632-nucleotide messenger RNA. It is a transcript of the gene SMC1A, whose product is annotated as structural maintenance of chromosomes 1A. The record is from RefSeq and is a predicted model, not a curated record. Lineage: Eukaryota; Metazoa; Chordata; Mammalia; Carnivora; Mustelidae. Gene Ontology annotation, biological process: sister chromatid cohesion. The coding region runs from base 102 to 3803 and encodes 1233 amino acids. Gene Ontology annotation, molecular function: DNA binding; ATP hydrolysis activity; ATP binding. Gene Ontology annotation, cellular component: cohesin complex; chromosome; nucleus. The transcript is spliced from 25 exons.